GUUGCCAUUAAGGGUAUCGAAAAGGAGCUCAUCUGCCCAUCAUGCCAGGAAUUAUUUACUCAUCCGCUGAUCCUUCCUUGCCAGCACAGUAUUUGUCACAAAUGUGUGAAAGAGAUACUCUUUGCGUGUGAAGACUCGUUUGCUGAUGGGGGCUCUGAAUCCUCCAAUCAGAGUAGUCCUCGAAUGAAAAUGUCUUCUCCUAGUAUGGACAGACUCGACAGGUUUAGUAGAUCAGGAGUUGGUAUCUACACAGGCAGAAAACGCAAUUCACUGACUCCUAGAUCGAGUCUAUUUCCUUGUCCGGGUUGCCAGCGGGAUAUUGAUCUUGGAGAACGUGGCAUCAAUGGCUUAUUUCGCAACUUUACUUUGGAAACUAUUGUGGAAAGAUACAGACAGGCGGCUAGAGCAGCCAUUGCCAUUAUGUGUGAUUUCUGCAAACCUCCACCUCAAGAGUCCACAAAGAGCUGCAUGGACUGUGGUGCAAGCUAUUGCAAUGAAUGUUUCAAAAUGCACCAUCCUUGGGGAACCGUGAAAGCCCAGCAUGAGUACGUAGGACCAACCACCAACUUCCGGCCCAAG
Antrostomus carolinensis (chuck-will's-widow) is the source of this 579-nucleotide messenger RNA. RefSeq names its product E3 ubiquitin-protein ligase TRIM36-like. The record is from RefSeq and is a predicted model, not a curated record. NCBI's taxonomy places the organism in Eukaryota, Metazoa, Chordata, Aves, Caprimulgiformes, Caprimulgidae. The transcript is spliced from 2 exons. Gene Ontology annotation, biological process: spindle organization; acrosome reaction. The annotation marks the transcript as partial. Gene Ontology annotation, cellular component: acrosomal vesicle. Gene Ontology annotation, molecular function: ubiquitin-protein transferase activity.